AUGGAGAUGAUAGUACUAUGGAAUUCAGCACUGAUCGGAGACAAUAAAGUCAGCACUAUUCGGUCUGACGAUGGAUCGAUUUAUUUUGCAGCGAAAGAACUAGCGAUUGCACUCGGGUAUGUCAACCAUCACAAAGCUGUAACCACACAUACGAGGGAAAGAAUGAGAACGACACUAGGUGAAAUCAAAGGGGUAUCCCAGUUUGGCCUACCCCUUUGCAAACCGGGUGGUGUACAACCCAAUAUGGUUUUUAUCACAGAAUCUGGUCUGUACAGACUUAUUAUGAAAUCAAAAUUACCAGCCGCCGAGGACUUUCAGGAUUGGAUAUCUGAAGAUGUUCUUCCCUCUAUCCGGAAAACGGGAACGUAUACGCUACCGGGAGUGAUGUCGGCUAUCGACAAUGUGAAAGACGAAAAAUUACGUCAGCUUUCCGAAGAAGAACGGAUAGAGGCACAUGGAAAACUAACGUAUAAAAAUAACUUGGUAAAAGAUCCGAAAGCAGUUUUACGUGGAAAAAAAGGUGGAUUAGCCGUCCAGAAAAAUAACAGACAGACUAAAAAAAUAUUACGUGAAAGAGGAGCCAGGAUUUUAGAACUCGAAGAGGAACGGGACGAACUUGAAGAGGAACGGGACGAACUCGAAGAAGAACGAUAUGAUCUUGAAGAAGAACGAGACAGACUUGAAGAAAAAGUACAAGAUCUCAAAAAAGAAUUGGUUGAACGAGAUGAAAGAAUUAACGAACUCGAAGACGAAAACGAACGACUUUUGCUCGAAAAUAAAAAUCUCAAAGAACAAUAA
This is a messenger RNA of Paramuricea clavata, 798 nucleotides long. The record is from the annotation of a GenBank genome assembly. Lineage: Eukaryota; Metazoa; Cnidaria; Anthozoa; Malacalcyonacea; Plexauridae.